Macrosteles quadrilineatus (aster leafhopper) is the source of this 1187-nucleotide messenger RNA. RefSeq lists its product as uncharacterized. The transcript is spliced from 7 exons. NCBI's taxonomy places the organism in Eukaryota, Metazoa, Arthropoda, Insecta, Hemiptera, Cicadellidae. Bases 138 to 974 code for a protein of 278 amino acids. The record is from RefSeq and is a predicted model, not a curated record.
CGCUGUGGCUGUACCAUCGUGUACAUCAUGUGGCAUCCAACGCUUGCGAUCUUUUGAUAACUGAUAACGAAAUAUGUGCUGCAACAACUCCAUAAGAUGCUGGAAAAAAUUUUGAAACUACCGUGAAGACCAACAAAAUGGAAUGCGAGUUUCAGUAUUUUUAUAUAAUACUCGCUUUGGCCCUACUCUUUGCUCCUCACAAGUCGCAAUGCCUGAAGAUGGUACAGGUGAGAGUACCAGCUUACAAACUGAAGGGAGAAUCAGCAGUCCUGGAAUGUCUUUAUGAACUGGAAGGCUUUGAGAAGCUCUACACCGUCAAGUGGUAUAAGGAGAACGAAGAAUUCUACAGAUACGUGCCUAAGUACAAACCAUCACAAAUAUCGUACAGAGUGGAGGGGAUCAAGAUUGACCACCAGCAGUCCAACGACACCAGAGUCACUCUCAAGACGGUGACACUGAAGACCUCGGCGAUGUACAGGUGUGAGGUGAGCGCCGAGGCCCCGAGCUUCUCCAGCGACCAGGGCUCGGGCCGCCUUGAGGUCGUCGUGCUGCCAACCAACGGCCCUCACAUCACUGGAGAGAGGAACAAUUACCUGGUUGGUGACGUCAUCAACCUGACUUGUACUUCUGGUAAAUCCUACCCUCCAUCGGAACUACGUUGGCUUGUCAACGACCAAGAGGUCAACGGUGAUUACCUGGUUCCGCGGCCUCCACUAACCCACCCCCACGGACUGGUGACGACGUCUCUAGGGCUCCGCCUGCCCGCGGCACCCCGUCACUUCCUGGGCGGCCAGAUGAAGCUACGCUGCGUGGCCGCCGUCUCCCCCGUCCUCUGGCAGGGUGAUAUGGAGAGUGUGGUCGAGACUCCUCUGGUAGUCAACCGGGAGGCGAUGUUGCUGGUGCGAAGCUCGGCACCCAUACAAGGGAUUUCGCCCAUCGUUUUAACAAUAUGUUUACUAUUGUACAACACAUGAUUAUUUUAUCUCUCUGACCGAACAAUUGUAAAUAAAUUUCCUUAAUUAAAAACAAGUAGUUAAGUAACAGAAUAUUUUUACGGUUGAGAUGCUAUUUGUAAUGUUUGUAAUUUAUCUGCAAGUUUUUCAUGUAGAGUUAUAAUCAAAAUAAAUCAAUAAAGCCUUAAUAUCAUAUGUAUCUACAACAUAAGUAGGUUUAAGGAUGAUGUGGAA